This is a messenger RNA of Achroia grisella, 1448 nucleotides long. RefSeq lists its product as uncharacterized. Bases 156 to 1280 code for a protein of 374 amino acids. Gene Ontology annotation, cellular component: cytosol. NCBI's taxonomy places the organism in Eukaryota, Metazoa, Arthropoda, Insecta, Lepidoptera, Pyralidae. The transcript is spliced from 7 exons. The record is from RefSeq and is a predicted model, not a curated record. Gene Ontology annotation, biological process: L-threonine catabolic process; glycine biosynthetic process. Gene Ontology annotation, molecular function: L-allo-threonine aldolase activity.
UUAAAAAUAUUAACUAUAAUAUCGAAAGUGGGUCUAGAUUUCUUAGAGUGACUAUAGUUAUUGUCGAAUCAAAAUUAAAUUCAACAUUUUUUGAGUUUUAUUCAUGUUCAGUAGGUUAUAUUAAAACUUAUCUCAACUUUUUAUAAAUUAAAAUAAUGGCUUAUAUAGUGGAUUUGCGUUCAGACACAGUGACUAAGCCUACUGAAUCUAUGAAGCAUGCUAUGGUCAACUCGGCUUUAGGCGACGACGUGCUUUCCGAAGAUCCGACAGUAAUAGCUUUAGAAAACAAAAUAUCAACUAUGUUGGGUAAACAGGCAGCAUUGUUCGUUCCCUCUGGCACUAUGAGUAAUCUUAUUGCAGUUAUGGUGCAUUGCAGCAAGAGAGGUUCAGAGGCACUGGUUGGUGAAACAUCACACAUCUUUAGAUAUGAACAGGGUGGCUCAGCACACCUCGCUAACGUCCUGCUGACCACCCUGCCGAACAAACCUGAUGGCACCUUCGACCUGCAGCGGGUGGAGCAGAGCAUCCGAGGGUCUGAUAUUCACGAACCUAUCACUUCUCUUGUAGCUGUGGAGAACACACAGAACUAUUGUGGUGGAAAGGUGUUGCCAUUAAGUUGGCUGGAUGAACUAGCAGUCCUAUGCAAGAAGCAUUCAAUACCAAUCCACAUGGACGGUGCGAGGCUGUUCAACGCUUGCGAGUACAGCAAGCAGUCGCCCGCCAGGAUUGUGAGGGAUUGUGCUAGUGUCUCCGUGUGCUUCAGCAAAGGACUGUCGGCCCCUGUCGGCUCAGUGCUCGUUGGGUCAUACCAUUUUAUAGAACAGGCUCGUCGUUGCCGCAAGAUGCUGGGCGGUGGCAUGCGGCAGGCGGGCGUGUUGGCCGCCGCAGCCAUUGUAGCGCUUGACGAGGUCGUGCCGCUGCUUUCCUUCGACCACAAACGCGCUCAUAGACUUGGCUUAGUAAUUCACGGUCUGUUUCUGAAGUCAUUCAGCGUUGACGUGGAGAAUCAGCACACGAAUAUAGUGCUGGUGAAGAUACGGCCGGAGAGUCCCAUCACCGCUGAUCAGGUGCUGCAAAGGCUCGCUCAGGUCUGCCUCGCGGAGACCCAGGGUGACUGCAAGACUCCAAACGACGAAGGUGUGAUUGUUAAAGGCGUUCAAUUCAACAGUAAGACGAUCAGGUUUACAUUGCACCGGGAGAUCACCGACGAGGACCUGUGGCUCGCCAUCAUGAAGAUCACGUAUGUCUUCAAGGAGCUGGACGCAAGUGUCAAUAAGUAAUGUACACAUACUUUAUAGUAACGUCAUACUCGUGAACGGGGACUGGUGUGUUCAGGUUACGGCCACAGAUUAGACUAUUCUCUCUAAUUGAAUUUAAAAAUUAGUCUGUAUUCUUGUAGACAUACAGAUAAAUUUGCUUGUUUGAGAAGAAUAAGAGUUUUUUAGCUA